AUGGCCACGGCACGAGCACUCCGUCUCUUCGCCUCAGGCUCGCCAGCGACCCGGCGCGGCCUGCCCGGCGCGCACGGCCGCGCGCUGUCCGCAUUGUCAUCGCAAGCCAGCGGCGCGGGCGAUCCCGCGGUCCACUCCGGCGACCAUCCGAGCGACGACUACGCCGAGGGGCCCCCAAAGUUCUCCGGCGCGGAGGAGGCCAUCGAGGGCAAAGGCCAAGACAAGCAUCCGCCGUCGUCCGCGACGACGCGGCCGACGGAGGGGUAUGCCAAGGAGCAUCGCGUCCCGCCGUUCACCCCCUCGGGGAAGCUCGGGUCGCAGGAGCUGGCGGACCCGGCGGCCGGGUCCACGUUCACGCAGAAGCGCCGCUGGUCCUCCAAUUCCAAGCCAGCCGGCAGCGACCCGCUCGGCGACGCGACGCCCGGGGACGAGGAGGCCGCGGCGCGGAAGGUGCGGGAGGAGGACCGGGAGUACUACCGCACGCACAAGCCGUCGGCGCUGGCCGAGGUGGAGUUCGCGGACACGAGGAAGCCGGUGACGCGCGCCACGGACGGCGGCGCCGAGGACCGGCUCGAGCAGGACGUGCCGGGGACCAUGGUAGAGGACACCGCGGACGCGUCGCUGGCCCGCGCCGAGGCCAUGUUCCGCGAGGCGGCCUCGCGCGGCAACCCCGCGUGGCCGCACUCCCGCGCGCUCGCGGCCAUGCUGGCCCGGCAAGGCGGGGAGGGCGGCGAUGGCGCCGGGGACGCCGCGCCCUGGGGAAGCUAAGCUGAUUCCUGUCUCGCUCGCGUGACCGUGGCGCGCGCGCGCGCACGUCACUGACACUACUUUUAAGGAUAGUAGUGGAGUGUAAAAUAGGUCGCCACGUUCGUGUAAAAUAGAAGCCUGAUAGUGCCACUGAA
Messenger RNA from Triticum dicoccoides, 902 nucleotides. RefSeq lists its product as uncharacterized. The coding region runs from base 1 to 768 and encodes 255 amino acids. The record is from RefSeq and is a predicted model, not a curated record. The transcript has a single exon. NCBI's taxonomy places the organism in Eukaryota, Viridiplantae, Streptophyta, Magnoliopsida, Poales, Poaceae.